This is a messenger RNA of Mandrillus leucophaeus (drill), 9201 nucleotides long. It is a transcript of the gene ATP8A2, whose product is annotated as ATPase, aminophospholipid transporter, class I, type 8A, member 2. Gene Ontology annotation, molecular function: ATPase-coupled intramembrane lipid carrier activity; magnesium ion binding; inorganic diphosphate phosphatase activity. The record is from RefSeq and is a predicted model, not a curated record. Lineage: Eukaryota; Metazoa; Chordata; Mammalia; Primates; Cercopithecidae. Gene Ontology annotation, cellular component: cytoplasm; plasma membrane. The transcript has 40 exons. Gene Ontology annotation, biological process: neuron development; phospholipid translocation; phosphate-containing compound metabolic process.
UGCUGGGAUCGGGCUGCGCCGUGUUAUGGCCCUGUACCACACCGAGGAGCGCGGCCAGCCUUGCUCACAGAAUUAUCGCCUCUUCUUCAAGAAUGUAACUGGUCACUACAUUUCCCCCUUUCAUGACAUUCCUCUGAAAGUGAACUCUAAAGAGGAAAAUGGCAUUCCUACGAAGAAAGCACGAAAUGAUGAAUAUGAGACUCUGUUUAAUAUGAUUGUAGAAAUACCUCGGUGGACAAAUGCUAAAACGGAGAUUGCCACCAAAGAGCCACUGAAUCCCAUUAAACAAUGUGUAAAGGAUGGAAAACUAUGCUAUGUGGCGAAUAUCUUCCCUUACAAGGCUUAUGUAUGGAAUUAUGGUACCCUCCCUCAGACUUGGGAAGAUCCCCCUGAAAAAGAUAAGAGCACGAACUGCUUUGGAGAUAAUGAUCCUAUUGAUGUUUGUGAAAUAGGCUCAAAGAUUCUUUCUUGUGGAGAAGUUUUUCAUGUGAAGAUCCUCGGAAUCUUGGCUCUUAUUGAUGAAGGUGAAACAGAUUGGAAAUUAAUUGCUAUCAAUGUGAAUGAUCCUGAUGCCUCAAAGUUUCAUGAUGGGGAUAACUCUGAUCACUGUGUUGUGAAAUGCGAGGCCAUUGUACCAUGGGACAUGAUUUUCUCUGAGGCAGUGGCAGAUGGGACUAUUGGCAAGUUUACAUCUAUAACUGAUAGUAUUAUUUUUCUUUGCACUUACAGUACGGCCAAGUACAGCGUGUUGACAUUUCUACCUCGAUUCUUGUACGAGCAGAUUAGAAGAGCUGCUAAUGCCUUCUUUCUCUUCAUUGCCUUAUUACAGCAAAUUCCAGAUGUAUCUCCAACAGGAAGAUAUACCACCCUGGUGCCAUUGAUCAUUAUUUUAACAAUUGCAGGCAUCAAAGAGAUUGUAGAAGAUUUUAAGCGACACAAGGCAGACAAUGCAGUUAACAAAAAGAAAACCAUAGUGUUAAGAAAUGGUGUGUGGCAUACCAUUGUGUGGAAAGAGGUGGCAGUGGGAGACAUUGUGAAGGUCGUCAAUGGGCAGUAUCUUCCAGCAGAUGUGGUCCUGCUGUCCUCCAGUGAACCUCAGGCAAUGUGUUAUGUUGAAACAGCUAAUCUGGAUGGGGAGACGAACCUUAAAAUACGUCAGGGUUUGAGUCACACUGCUGACAUGCAAACACGUGAAGUUCUGAUGAAGUUAUCUGGAACUAUAGAGUGUGAAGGGCCCAAUCGCCACCUCUAUGACUUCACUGGAAACUUGAACUUAGAUGGGAAAAGCCUUGUUGCCCUGGGGCCUGACCAGAUCUUAUUAAGAGGUACGCAGCUUAGAAAUACUCAGUGGGUCUUUGGCAUAGUUGUUUAUACUGGACACGACACCAAACUCAUGCAGAAUUCAACCAAAGCGCCUCUCAAGAGAUCAAACGUGGAGAAGGUGACUAACGUACAGAUCCUGGUGUUGUUUGGUAUCCUGUUGGUCAUGGCCUUGGUGAGCUCGGCGGGGGCCCUGUACUGGAACAGGUCUCACGGCGAAAAGAACUGGUACAUCAAGAAGAUGGACACCACCUCAGAUAAUUUUGGGUACAACCUGCUGACAUUCAUCAUUUUAUACAACAAUCUUAUUCCCAUCAGUCUGUUGGUGACUCUUGAGGUUGUGAAGUAUACUCAAGCCCUUUUCAUCAACUGGGACACAGAUAUGUAUUAUAUAGGAAACGAUACUCCUGCCAUGGCCAGGACAUCAAACCUUAAUGAAGAGCUUGGGCAGGUGAAAUAUCUCUUUUCUGACAAGACUGGAACGCUUACGUGCAAUAUCAUGAACUUCAAGAAGUGCAGCAUUGCCGGAGUAACCUAUGGUCACUUCCCAGAAUUGGCAAGAGAGCCGUCCUCAGAUGACUUCUGUCGGAUGCCUCCUCCCUGUAGUGAUUCCUGUGACUUUGAUGACCCCAGGCUGUUGAAGAACAUUGAGGAUCGCCAUCCCACAGCCCCUUGCAUUCAGGAGUUCCUCACCCUUCUGGCCGUGUGCCACACGGUUGUUCCUGAGAAGGAUGGAGAUAACAUCAUCUACCAGGCCUCAUCCCCAGAUGAAGCUGCUUUGGUGAAAGGAGCUAAAAAGCUGGGCUUUGUCUUCACAGCCAGAACGCCGUUCUCAGUCAUCAUAGAAGCGAUGGGACAGGAACAAACGUUCGGAAUCCUUAAUGUCCUGGAAUUUUCUAGUGACAGAAAAAGAAUGUCUGUAAUUGUCCGAACUCCUUCAGGACGACUUCGACUCUACUGCAAAGGGGCUGAUAAUGUAAUUUUUGAGAGACUUUCAAAAGACUCAAAAUAUAUGGAGGAAACAUUAUGCCAUCUGGAAUACUUUGCCACGGAAGGCUUGCGGACUCUCUGUGUGGCUUAUGCUGAUCUCUCUGAGAAUGAGUAUGAGGAGUGGCUGAAAGUCUAUCAGGAAGCCAGCACCAUAUUGAAGGACAGAGCUCAACGGUUGGAAGAGUGUUACGAGAUCAUUGAGAAGAAUUUACUGCUACUUGGAGCCACAGCCAUAGAAGAUCGCCUUCAAGCAGGAGUUCCAGAAACCAUCGCAACUCUGUUGAAGGCAGAAAUUAAAAUAUGGGUGUUGACAGGAGACAAACAAGAAACUGCGAUUAAUAUAGGGUAUUCCUGCCGAUUGGUAUCGCAGAAUAUGGCCCUCAUCCUAUUGAAGGAGGACUCUUUGGAUGCCACAAGGGCAGCCAUUACUCAGCACUGCACUGACCUUGGGAAUUUGCUGGGGAAGGAAAAUGACGUGGCCCUCAUCAUCGAUGGCCACACCCUGAAGUACGCGCUGUCCUUCGAAGUCCGGAGGAGUUUCCUGGAUUUGGCACUCUCGUGCAAAGCGGUCAUAUGCUGCAGAGUGUCUCCUCUGCAGAAGUCUGAGAUAGUGGAUGUGGUGAAGAAGCGGGUGAAGGCCAUCACCCUCGCCAUCGGAGACGGCGCCAACGAUGUCGGGAUGAUCCAGACAGCCCACGUGGGUGUGGGAAUCAGUGGGAAUGAAGGCAUGCAGGCCACCAACAACUCGGAUUACGCCAUCGCACAGUUUUCCUACUUAGAGAAGCUUCUGUUGGUUCAUGGAGCCUGGAGCUACAACCGGGUGACCAAGUGCAUCUUGUACUGCUUCUAUAAGAACGUGGUCCUGUAUAUUAUUGAGCUUUGGUUCGCCUUUGUUAAUGGAUUUUCUGGGCAGAUUUUAUUUGAACGUUGGUGCAUCGGCCUGUACAAUGUGAUUUUCACCGCUUUGCCGCCCUUCACUCUGGGAAUCUUUGAGAGGUCUUGCACUCAGGAGAGCAUGCUCAGGUUUCCCCAGCUCUACAAAAUCACCCAGAACGGCGAAGGCUUCAACACAAAGGUUUUCUGGGGUCACUGCAUCAACGCCUUGGUCCACUCCCUCAUCCUCUUCUGGUUUCCCAUGAAAGCUCUGGAGCAUGAUACUGUGUUGACCAGUGGUCAUGCCACCGACUAUUUAUUUGUUGGAAAUAUUGUUUACACAUAUGUUGUCGUUACUGUUUGUCUGAAAGCUGGCUUGGAGACCACAGCUUGGACUAAAUUCAGUCAUCUGGCUGUCUGGGGAAGCAUGCUGACCUGGCUGGUGUUUUUUGGCAUCUACUCCACCAUCUGGCCCACCAUUCCCAUUGCUCCGGAUAUGAGAGGACAGGCAACUAUGGUCCUGAGCUCCGCACACUUCUGGUUGGGAUUAUUUCUGGUUUUUACUGCCUGUUUGAUUGAAGAUGUGGCGUGGAGAGCAGCCAAGCACACCUGCAAAAAGACAUUGCUGGAGGAGGUGCAGGAGCUGGAAACCAAGUCUCGAGUCCUGGGAAAAGCGGUGCUGCGGGAUAGCAAUGGAAAGAGAUUUUAGGAAAGGGAUGAUGGCAUAGAAGAAAAUGGGAAGAAGUGUCCUCCAUUGCUUCCCAGAGGCAGAUCAGUUCAGUCGGGGAGUCCUUAUGGGUAUGCUUUUUCUCAAGAAGAACACGGAGCUGUGAGUCAGGAAGAAGUCAUCCGUGCUUAUGACACCACCAAAAAGAAAUGCAGGAAGAAGUAAGACUUGAAUUUUCCUGACUGAUCUUAGGAAAGAGAUUCAGUUUGUUGCACCCAGUGUUAACACAUCUUUGUCAGAAAAGACUGGCGUCCGCAGCCAAAACACCAGAAAACACAUUUCUGUGGCCUUAGCCAAGCAGUUUGUUAGUUACAUAUUCCCUCGCAAACCUGCAAACCUGGAGUGUAGACCGCAGGGGAAGCUAUCUUUGCCCUCCCAACUUGUCUGCAGCGCUUAGCCUAACUUUUGUUUACGUCGUUAUGAAGCAGUCAACUGUGCUCUGUGAGGUGUGAAAUUAAAAACAUUAUGUUUCACCAGUAUUUAAACAUCAGUACUAGUUGUCCUGGGAGAAAGGGAAAGUUUUAUGUUGCGUGAGAAGCCCGUCUUGUGUAAUUGGAGCAGGGCACACUUGCUUCCUGUUUGGUUAACUCACAGAUUACAUCCAGCGGGCCACAUGCAGACUUCACUGCAGGCAGGUUGCUCUCCUGCUUUGAUUCCUGUUUUGUUUGUGUAAAGUUGGCAUAAACUUCUUGAUUGCAGUGAAAUCACAAAAUUCUAUGUCGGGGUAGUCAACCUGAGAAGAUUUAUUUGAACCUCUUAGCCACAUUUCCAGCAGGGCAAACCGACUGAUGCCCUGGCAGAGUCUUCCGCACCCUCUCCAGGUGCACUCGGCCCAGUCCCGCCGCCGUGUCCAGGCGUCCCUCACCCCCACACCUGCUGCAUGGCUGGCCACGGCGCUCAGUGCAUGGCGGCUGGUGGGCAGCCAACCCAAACCUGCGCCUUUCCUUGUUCCGCUGCAGACUCGGAAACAGAUGCGAAAAAUUCCUUCUUCCGCCGCCCUUUUUGUUCUGUAAAGAAAGAAAAGGAGCAUCGCCUUUCCGCAUAUAUUCUAAAUGUCCCUGCCUCUGUCUGACAUGGGGCCACCCCACAGGUCAGAGUGGUGGUAGAACCCCUUCAGCACUCCCAGCCGUGGUCAGGCUCUGAAUACUCCCUUCCCAACAGCCAGACUGCUGGGUCUUUGGCAUCCACUUACGUUAGAACACAUGCUUCUUUCAGAGCACAUUUUGGACUUUCACUGUUGGGAAAUGAAUGAAUUUAUAACAUGCCCGUGCAGCGAAGGAACACACCUGUCGCUCUUAGGUCUAGAGUCAGAGGAUGAGUAAACCCAGAUGCGAGAGUAUAGGACAUUGAGCGGGGAGAACAAGACAACCACAGGAGUCCUCAGAAGCAGAAGGAAGGGCACGGAAGACACUGAGAGGAGGACACGGAGGAAUCGCCACCAGAUCUCCGCAGUAGAAACUCUGAAACGAACCCUGAGACCCAGACAGUUGUCAUGAUCAGCCCAGUGUGUAUGAGAGCUUAAACAAGCGCUUCACACGCAGUUUUAAUUGAAAAGAAUUCCAAACAUUUCAGGGAAGCACCUUUUUUUAAAUACACCGACAUGGUUUCCUUUCUGUAUCCCAUCAGUGUUAGACACAGGUACCCAUCAGAAUACGGCAUAUCCCGAAUUCUGAGACAAGGAAGCAAAGUGCUGAAUCACUGAUUUUCCCAACUGCAGAGUCCCACACUCUAAAUCUUAACCAAACCUAGAUGCCUUCAGGCGUGAAUGUGAGCAUCUGGAGCCCUUCCUAAACAACCUGCCUGGACCCUGUUCUCUGCUCUGGUUGCCAGGCCAGAUUUUUGGAUGGCCUGAAUACUUCUGGGCAGCUGUUACUGGUGAAAAUGGGAGUUCAGAGCACGUUUUGGAUCUUCACUGUUGGGAAAUGAAUGAAUUUCUAACAUGCCUGUGCAGCGAAGGAGCACACCUGUCGCUCUUAGCUCUAGAGUCAGAGGAUGAGUAAACCCCGUGGGGAUGAUUGUGCUAAAUUAGGAAAUAGCACAUUAGUGCACUUUGCUUCCUAACCCUUUAUUUUCAGAAAUCUACAACUUACUGGGCAUGGAAAUAAUUUAAAACAUGAUUUGCAUUGACUAAGAAAACAAAUCCUCACUUAGGAGGUGACCAGGAUGCAGAGAGGGCCUGAGGGGCAGCAGAACAAUGCAAUUCACAGGUGAGGCUCCCAAAAGGGCCAUUCCUUUCUCCCCAAGGUGCAUAAAACAUUUUUGAAUACUGGAGUGCCCAGUGAGACUGAAGGAUUGUCAUGCAGGAACUGUAACACAAAAUGUGCCUAUGACUAACACGACAAACCAAGGUGUAUGGUUUUUUUUUUUAACACACCCAGAAAGGUGAUGGCCAAAACACAGAGGAGAAACAAAAACUGGAAUUGAAUGCGCAUUAGGCAUCGUAACUAUUAAUAUUUUGUUUUAUUUGGGAAAUAAGCCUAUUUGGAAAGAGUGGAUUAGAAAUUCAGUUCUUUGUCAAACAGUUAGCUCUGUCUUGAACUUGAAGCCUUCCAAAUCAGAAUUAUGAAUUUGUGUGUUUGUGUUUGUUUGGGGUUUUUGUUUUUAUUUCUUACAUUAGAGUUCAUAUUUUCUGGGAUUUAAAUUACAGGUGUAUUUUCCUAUUCUCUUGAGAAGUAGACUAAACAAUCUUUGCAAUGAUGGCGGGUGCACACAGAAGAAAACAUUAGAAGACAUUACUUUCUAUCCUCUCAUGUGGUUGAGCAUUCUUACAGCCAGAUGACUAAAUUGGGUUUCUAGGAGGAGCAGCUGUCACUACAUGUGAUAUAUAAUGUUUAGCCAGGGCCAACUCAGGGGCUGUGUCAUUUGUCCUAUCUUCAAAUUGAGGUCAGAGUGUCACACACAACCCCUUCCCUGGGGCAGGGUGGACUGGACUAGGUUGCAUACGCUGGCUGUCAGCUCAGCGAAAAAGCCACAUGGGGCUUGUCACUCUGCCACACACUAACUGACUCACAGGCUGGCAGGUCACACUCGGUUAGCGCUCCAGGGCCUGACUCUGGAUUGAGCUAAACUGGCAGAAUCCACUUAGGCCAACCCUUGGUCUACUGCUGUACACAGCCCGGUCCUGUGUUGAGUCUCUCUUGUCUUGGAUGACCCUGCAAAAGGAAGAGACCAGUUAUGCUCUGGGCUUAGUUCUGGGUUUCCACUGCACAUGGACACGUGCCAGCAAGGGUAGCUGUGGAAAACACGUAUCAGGAGAGCAGGGUUGUCUGGUUUAAUACUCCGUACUGAUCAGAACGGGCUCGCUCAUAAUUUAGGAGUGGAGCUGAUGGGUCUGUCCUGCCUCAGUGCAGAAUAUUCCAGGCUGCUUGACCACGGUUAUGGCCGCCCACCUCCCAACACACACGCGCACAUGAAGACAAAAACGUGGUAACUCUUUUGGUUCUGUACACCGUACAAAACGUGCUUUGGAGCAAGGAGUGCUGUUUCUUUAACACUUGUAGAGGACUAUCCUGAGAAGUGAACCUGGGCUUUCGGAGAGCUCAGCUGAGAAUUCGGUUGACAUUUUCUUUCCCUUGACAAGGCUUCAGGUCUGUCUGACUAUGGGGAGCUGGCUGUGAAAAUCGGUAAUAACUUGUCAAGAAGUGGUGAAAAGGGGGGAAAAGUGAGUCUAGGUAACUAAUGUCUUAUAAUGCAUAUAUAAGUAAAUAUUGCAGGCUUUAAGAUUGAAUUUUGUAAAAAGAAAGCUGUCGUCUAUAAUUUCCAUUUGUUAUAAUAAUGACCUUUAAUCUUGUUGUUUGGAACCAUAAAGCAUUUUUAUCAGGUACUUCUGUUCCAAGGGAUUUAUGUCUUAGACUAUAGCUGAAUUGAAUGUUUGCAAAACUCUGCUAUAGGAUAAGGUGGUCUUUAGUUUUGAACGUGUGAAAAGACUGCACACUCUUCAACCAGGGUUUGAGUUACUGCCCAGGGUCAUUGUCUCAAAGUAAUUCAAGGAGUGAUUUAACUUCAGCAUUUGAAAUGUAGCCUUUAUCUCCUGGGAUCCAUAAAAAAAUGUGAACAGGGAAAUGGUGGCUGAGCAGAGCCUGAAAUAAUAACUUGGCAAAGAAAUGCGUUUAUCAGAUCGAGUCAAAACAUGGCAUCCCCUGUUACAUUCAAGAAAUGCUUUCUUCAUGUAAAUGUUUACACGGACGUAUAUAAUAACGAUGGGGACAGUUAAAACCCCCUCCCUUCAAAAAAAGGAAAUCUACAUCAGUUGGGUUUGUUGUUGGUUCUUCAUUGGCUCAAGGCAGUUAACCGGCUCAUAAUAGCCUUGGGGGAGAUUAUUUAACCUCAUUCUAGCCAUUUUUCCAUCUCGAAGGCCAAGAAGGACUAUUAGAAGGGUUUUGGAUGGGUUUCGGAGGUGAGGGCCCAAGACCCCCAUAAUGACAUCAUUAGGUAUCCUUGAAAGGACCAGACCAGCAUGCUCGAUGUGUUGUACCCUUCAUUUAUUUAUUUUUUCUCAGUAUCCCAAGUUGUCCAUCAGUACAUUCCCCUUCACCUUACCUGAUGUUCACUUAAUGCCCAGUCUGUAACUAAUGUUCUGUUUAAAGCUCUCUUAAUUUGUUGGCUAUGAGUGAUUUGUGAAUCCGGGAUGUAACCCUGAGUGAGGAGAAAAGAGCAUUGAGCCAACAUAAAUCUUAACAGGCAGAAGCCACAAACAAAUGGGAGCAGAAAAGAAGGGCGAGCUCCCCGCACCGCGCCCCUUGUAUAAUCCAGUGUUAACCUCCGAGGAACACCUCGGCUCUCCCGACCGAGGACGGACAAAAGAGGGAUUCUUUUUACACCCAGGCUGGCGCGUUUUCAAGUGACAGUCUCUGGCUCUAGUUGCCUUUGAGAUAUCCACUCUGCUCUUUCUCCCAGGCCUCAGACCAAGAAAAACAUGCUCUCAAGAUUAGCCCAUAGGCAGUUCUUGUGACCUGGCUGAAGAAAGAAAGGAGACCUGUUUGUUUUAAAAGUCAGGCGCAAAGUGUCAGGUAGCUUUGAUUUACGACAGAAAGAGGAAGAAGAAAGUUGGAGUAAUAGCACUGUCCAAAUAACCCUGCCCAGGAAACUUGGGGGUCAAGAGAGCUUAUCAAGAGCCUUUUAUAGGUAAGCUCUUCCGUGUGAAAGAGAAAAGGCCGGAAAGAGGGAGAGAGCCCAGAGAGCCGGCUGUGAACUCACUUCCAAUGGGAUUGGAGUCUGUUGCAUUCCUAGAGAUAGCCUGAUAUAUGGUUUAUAGCUGAAUCAAUAAACACCACCAAAAAAAAAAAAAAGGG